Molecule: messenger RNA, 2458 nt
Organism: Phragmites australis (common reed)
Lineage: Eukaryota; Viridiplantae; Streptophyta; Magnoliopsida; Poales; Poaceae
Product: SEC1 family transport protein SLY1-like
Exons: 3
Coding region: 308-2176 (622 amino acids)
Biological process (GO): endoplasmic reticulum to Golgi vesicle-mediated transport; intracellular protein transport
Cellular component (GO): Golgi membrane; cytosol
Molecular function (GO): syntaxin binding
Source: RefSeq, a predicted model, not a curated record
CCUAACCCUCCCGAAACACUUCAUUGCCGGCGAGCUGCUGCAAUGGCCGUCGAACUCGACUGAACUUGAGACUUUCCGUCAAAAUAUUCAUUUUAGGUUUCAUGCCAUCUAACAACCAAAGAGUACUGCCCUACUGUCGUAUCGGUGAGACCGACGGAAGGAAGACAACAAGGGAAGAGCAGAGAGGAGGAGGAGGAGGAGGAGCAAGUGUUGUGGCUGGAGUGUGAAUCAAUCGUCUCGGCUCCGCUCGUCUUCCUUCCCCAUUCCAUUCCGUUCCAUCCCGGAUCGGAUCGCAUCGCAUCCAUCGAUGGCGGCGCUCAGCCUCCGGCAGAAGCAGCUCGAUCUGAUCGUGCGGAUGCUGCACCUGAACCAGCAGUCGCCACCACCCGGCACGGCGGCGGAGGAGGAGGUGUACAAGAUCCUGGUGCUAGACAGCUUCUGCACGUCGCUGCUGUCGCCGCUGCUCCGCGUCGCCGACCUCCGCAAGCACGGCAUCACCCUCUUCUUCCCCAUCGACAAGCCGCGCCAGCAGGUCCCCGACGCCCCCGCCGUCUACUUUCUCCGCCCCACCCCCGCCAACGCCGACCGCGUCGCCGCCGAUGCCGCCGCUGCGCUCUACUCCUCUUUCCACCUCAACUUCUCCUCCGCCCUCCCGCGCCCGCUUCUCGACCGCCUCGCCGCCGCUGCCGCCGCCUCAGGCUCCGCCCACCGCAUCGCCCGCCUCGCCGACCAGUACCUCGACUUCGUCUCCCUCGAGGACAAUCUCUUCUCCCUAGCCCAACCCCGCUCCUACGUCGCCCUCAACGACCCCGCCGCCGCCGACGCCGACAUCGAGGCCCUCGUCGACGCCCUCGCGCUCGGCCUCUUUUGCGUCGCCGCCACGCUCGGCGCCGUACCCGUCAUCAGGUGCGCCCGCGGCGGCCCCUCCGAGAUGGUCGCCGCCGCCCUCGACUCCCGCCUUCGCGACCAUCUCCUGGCCAAGCCCAACCUCUUUACCGAGGCCGCCUCCGCCUCCUUCCACCGCCCAGUGCUCUGCCUCUUCGACAGGAACUUCGAGCUCUCCGUGGGGAUACAGCACGACUGGAGCUACCGCCCCUUGGUCCACGACGUCCUCGGCUUGAAGCUCAACAAGCUCAAGAUGUCCGCCGACAAGUCCGGCCCAGCCAAGACCUACGAUCUGGAUGACUCCGACACCUUCUGGGUAGCCAACAGCUGGUCGCCGUUCCCGAAGGUAGCCGAGGAGAUCGAGGCCCAGCUCGCCAAGUACAAGCAGGACGUCGAUGAGGUCAACCAGCGCACCAGUGGAAGCAAGGACAGGGUCGAGUUUGAUGGCACGGACCUCAUUGGCAACACCAAGCACCUCAUGAAUGCAGUGAACUCACUCCCAGAGCUGACAGAACGCAAGAAGAUGAUCGACAAGCACACAAAUAUCGCGACGGUGUUGCUUGGGCAAAUCAAGGAGAGAUCGCUGGAUGAAUACUGUGACUGCGAGAAUGACAUGCUCGUGAAGGGCACCAUGGACCGGAACACGCUGCUGAGCCUCCUCAGGGGAAAGGGCACCAAGGAGGACAAGCUCCGGCUGGCUCUGACCUAUCUCCUCUGUUUUGAGACGCCUCCACCAUCCGAACUGGAGCAGGUCGAGGUUGCUCUGCAGGAGUCAGAAGUGGACAUGUCUGCGUUUCAGUAUGUCAAGAGGAUAAAGUCAUUGAACACGCACUUUGCUGCCUCAUCAAGCACAGCAAGCAGGAGCAACAUUGUUGAUUGGGCAGAGAAGCUCUAUGGGCAGUCCAUUAGCGCAGUGACAGCAGGGGUGAAGAACCUCUUGUCGGCAGGGAGGCAGCUAGCCUUGACAAGGACAGUUGAGGCUCUCAUGGAAGGGAAGCCGAACCCAGAGGUGGACAACUACCUGUUGUUUGACCCACGGGCCCCUAGAUCGGGAAGUGGUGGUCAGUUGAAAGGGCCCUUCAGAGAAGCAAUCGUCUUCAUGAUUGGUGGCGGGAAUUACAUUGAGUACAGGAGCUUGAUGGAGCUGGCAGAACGCCCACAACCUUCCAAGCAUGUCAUAUACGGAGCAACGGGGAUUCUCAAUGGGGUGGAGUUUAUCCAGCAACUCGCGGAAUUGGGGCAGAAAACAGGCUUGGGAGGCAGCAGCAGCAACCCUCCACCAUCGCAGUAAAUAGGCUCUUUCUUUCACAGAGUUUUUGAUGUUCAGGGCUGUACCAGGUUGCAAAGUUUAACGGUACGGGAUUUCCCCCAAGUGAACCUGCCUUGGUCAAUACUAGCUUUCCUUUUCUGUGAUACCCCUUGAACAUUAUCAGAUAUGAUAAUCUAUUUACAUUUGGCCGGUUUCAGUUUGUUGAGAAAUUGCUCUUAGUAUAACCUUACUUGUUCUUUUGUACACUAGUGACAAUUAGUGCCGGUGCAGUUGUUAUUGAACUUGAGUUACAAUUUAGGCGAU